AUGGUGAGUUUACAAUUAUCAUAUAAUUUGGAUAAACUAAAGGAUAUCAUAGAUGAAAGGACAAGACUCAUAGAUGUGCUGAAACUGACGCCGUCCAAGAAUGAUACUACAGCGUUGAAAAGGCAAUGUUCUUCUGUGUUAGAUGUUUUGAAUGACCAAACUGCGUCUGAUAUUACUCAAGACCAAAUUGAUUUAUAUAAUAAGUUAAUAGAGAGCAUUCCAGAUAAAGAGAACGUAGAUCUAUCGUUGUACAGGUUUGAAGCGACUCCUAACGACAGCAUGGAACUUUUAGGAAGUAACGAAAGCUCAAGGACAACGACUUCAAAAAAAGUUAGGUUUAAUGAUGAUGAAUUAGUUUCAUAUAAUUCAAAAGAAGAGGUCUUUAAGCCAUAUAGUGAUGAGCCAGAACAAGAUAAAUCGCAUGAAUGGACUACUAGUGGUGAUAAUGUAGUUCCGUUAGUUUCAAAUAAAGAUUUGUUCAUUCAACAGCAGCAACAGUUGAUGCAACAAGAUUCCCAUAUCGAACAACUUUCGAGUUCAGUACAGAGAACUCAUGACAUGUCUCUUGAUAUUAAUAAUGAAAUAGAGGAACAAAAUGAACAGGUAUUGCAUGAUUUAGAAGAUUUGAUUGAUAAUAACAGUAGACAUUUAAAUAGAGCACAAAGAAGAUUAGAAAUUUUUAACAAGGCAGCCAGGGAAAAUGGCCCCUGUUUCAUAAUAGUAAUUCUGAUAUUAAUUCUUCUCUUCUUACUGAUCAUCCUGUAA
Vanderwaltozyma polyspora DSM 70294 is the source of this 765-nucleotide messenger RNA. RefSeq names its product syntaxin (gene SYN8). The transcript has a single exon. The record is from RefSeq and is a predicted model, not a curated record. The coding region runs from base 1 to 765 and encodes 254 amino acids. Gene Ontology annotation, cellular component: endomembrane system; SNARE complex. Gene Ontology annotation, biological process: intracellular protein transport; vesicle fusion. NCBI's taxonomy places the organism in Eukaryota, Fungi, Ascomycota, Saccharomycetes, Saccharomycetales, Saccharomycetaceae. Gene Ontology annotation, molecular function: SNAP receptor activity; SNARE binding.